Molecule: messenger RNA, 7616 nt
Organism: Salvelinus fontinalis (brook trout)
Lineage: Eukaryota; Metazoa; Chordata; Actinopteri; Salmoniformes; Salmonidae
Product: sodium channel protein type 4 subunit alpha-like
Exons: 28
Coding region: 491-6562 (2023 amino acids)
Biological process (GO): membrane depolarization during action potential; neuronal action potential; sodium ion transmembrane transport
Cellular component (GO): voltage-gated sodium channel complex; axon; plasma membrane
Molecular function (GO): protein binding; voltage-gated sodium channel activity
Source: RefSeq, a predicted model, not a curated record
GCAACGGCUCAGGAACACGCAUGAAUUACAACCGUGCGCACCAUAAUUUCUCGUGCGCUUUUUGUGUCUAUUUGAAGUUUUCUCAGGACUGACAUUUUGUGGCAAUCAAAUGGAAAGGAAGGGUAUUUUGGGUGAGUCCGUAGGCGGUGGUUGACCCUGUAGCACCGAGUGAAGCGCGGUUCAAAAUGCCUCACAUCAGGGGAUUUGACAAAUGGCAUUCAACGGGGAGUCACUUUUAAACGAUAACCUCUGGAUUCGGCCUCGCUACAUAACAGGCGCCAUUUUCAGUCUCCGUAACGUGUAAUUGAAGUAAUUUAUCGAUUUAAUAAUCAGGAUCUUCCUGGAGACAAAUGAAACAUGGAUUCUACUUGGGUUUUCUGGUCAUUCUGUUCUCUAAAAACUGAAAAACGAAAGUCUGGAAGCUAUGCUACAGAACACGGAGUUUCACACCUGUAAGUAAAUUCUAGUACAGGAUAAUCAGGAUGAAAAGAUGGCAGCCACGCUGUUACCAACGGGUCCUGAUGGCUUGCGCCGGUUCACUCGCGAAUCCCUGGCCGCCAUCGAGCAGCGGAUUGCCGAGGAGCAGGCCAAGAACGCCAAGGAUUACCAGGAGGAUCUGGGCAACGUGGAGCUGCCCAUGCCCAGGCCCGACCUGGAGGCUGGCAAACAACUUCCACGUAUCUUUGGUGACAUUCCCCCAGGACUGGUUGGGGUACCUCUGGAUGACAUCGAUCCCUUCUACUUCAAGAAUCAGAGGACUUUUAUAGUAGUUAAUAAAGGGACGGCCAUCUUCCGGUUCAGUGCCACGUCUGCUCUCUAUAUAUUUACCCCUUUCGCCUUCCUCAGAAGAAUCUCCAUCAAAGUCCUGGUCCAUUCAUUAUUCAGCUUGUUCAUUAUGUGUACUAUUCUGACCAACUGUUGCUUCAUGGCUAUGUCAGACCCUGCCCCUUGGACCAAGUACCUGGAGUACACGUUCACCGGUAUCUACACCUUUGAGUCCAUGAUAAAGAUAUUUGCGAGAGGAUUCUGUGUCGGACCGUUCACCUUCCUGAGAGACCCAUGGAACUGGCUGGAUUUUAGUGUAAUCUCCAUGGCAUAUCUCACGGAGUUUGUGGACCUGGGAAACGUGUCUGCGUUGAGAACAUUCCGGGUCCUCCGAGCGCUAAAAACCAUCUCUGUCAUUCCAGGCCUAAAGACCAUCGUAGGUGCUCUGAUCCAGUCAGUGAAGAAGCUUGCGGACGUGAUGAUCCUGACCGUGUUCUGCCUGAGCGUGUUUGCCCUCAUCGGCCUGCAGCUCUUCAUGGGCAUCCUGCGUCAGAAGUGCGUCCGUAGCGCGGCACACUGCGUCAACUCCUCAUACAACGUCAACGACACCUUCACCUGUAACAACCGGACCUGGAAUUCCAUGAACGACUUCGUCACCAAUGAAGAUAAUUUCUACAAAGUUGAGGGAGCAAAGGAUGCCUUAAUUUGUGGAUAUGGACAAGAUGCAGGGAAGUGUCCUGAGGGAUUUGACUGUCUGAGAAUAGGAAGGAACCCUAACUAUGGUUAUACCAGCUUUGACAGCUUUGGCUGGGCUUUCCUGGCGCUGUUCCGGCUGAUGACCCAAGACUACUGGGAGAACCUCUAUCAUCAGACUCUGCGUUCAGCAGGGAAAACCUACAUGGUGUUCUUUGUGCUGGUGAUCUUCCUGGGUUCCUUCUACCUGGUCAACCUGAUCCUGGCUGUGGUUGCCAUGGCCUACGAGGAACAGAACCAGGCCACCAUCCAGGAGGCCUGGAUGAAGGAGAGAGAGUUCCAGCUGGCCAUGGAACAUGUACGCAGAGAACAGAGGAUGGCAGAAAGAAGAAUCCAGCAGGAGACGGACUCGGUCGUGUCUCCAGAGCUGUCCCCGUUUCAACUAAAAGCGGGCAGUAGUUUGAAACGGACGGCCAGUAGAAGAUCUCACAGGAUGCUGUCCGAGGAUCCAGAGGACGAAGCAGAUGGGAAGUUUGAGCCACUGGAUGAGCGGGUGUCCCCCCUGCCUCCCACGUCUCCCAUGCCCGUCCACCCUCUCCUUGCUGCCAUGUCGUCCCACCCUCUCAGCACCCGCCGUGGCAGCCAGGCCAGUAUCUUCUCCUUCAGACCCUGUGCCACCUCCGAUGCCGACUUCGGGGAUGACGAGUACAGUGUUCAUGGGGACGUCAUGGGGAGGAGCAGGGCAGGCUCCACCAUCGGCCCCAACUGGCAACACAAGCACAAAAGGACAGGCAGCGUGAGGAGCCAUUGCUCCCAGGUCUUCACCCCCAGUCUCAACAUCAACGGACGUCUCAACAUCUCCCUGGACCAGAACGGCGUCACCACGGUCGGCCUGCACACCCCCACCUCCCUACCCGCCUGCAGCAUGGAGAAGGUCAAAGAAGAUAAAGAGCCCACCUGUAUAGACGAGUCCAGUGCCAAGCCGGCCCAGCUCUCCCCCGAGGCUGCAGAGCCUCCCCUCCGUAGGAAACGCGGUCUGAGCUCCAUUAGCUUCCUCAGCGAUGCCAUGGAUGGUGAGGGUACCUUCAGAGAGCUGGAGGAGUCUCGUCAGAAGUGCCCCCCCUGCUGGUACACUUUUGCCAAGGCGUACCUGAUCUGGGACAGGUGCCCAUGGUGGCUGAAGGUAAAGGAGUAUGUGAAGAUGAUUGUGAUGGAUCCCUUCCUAGACCUGGCAAUAACCAUCUGUAUCGUCCUCAACACCCUCUUCAUGGCCCUGGAACACUACCCCAUGACCGACGAGUUCAACAAUGUGCUCUCUGUUGGCAACCUGGUGUUCACGGUGAUCUUCACAGCGGAGAUGGUGUUCAAGCUGAUAGCCAUGGAUCCGUACUACUACUUCCAGCAGGGCUGGAACAUGUUUGAUGGCAUCAUCGUCUGCCUCAGCCUCAUGGAGUUGGGCCUGUCCAACGUAGAGGGACUGUCUGUCCUGCGCUCCUUCAGACUGUUGCGAGUGUUCAAGCUAGCGAAGUCAUGGCCCACCCUGAACACACUGAUCAAGAUCAUCGGUAACUCCGUGGGCGCUCUGGGAAACCUGACCCUGGUGCUGGCCAUUAUCGUUUUCAUCUUCGCCGUGGUGGGCAUGCAACUGUUCGGCAAGAACUACCAGGACUGCGUGUGUAAGAUCUCUAAGGAUUGUAUGUUACCUCGUUGGCACAUGAAGGACUUCUUCCACUCGUUCCUCAUCGUGUUCCGGGUGCUGUGUGGCGAGUGGAUCGAGACCAUGUGGGAUUGUAUGGAGGUGGCCGGGCAGCCUCUCUGCAUUCUGGUCUUCAUGCUGGUGAUGGUCAUAGGAAACCUGGUGGUGCUGAACCUGUUCUUGGCCCUGCUGCUCAGCUCGUUCAGCUCAGACAACCUGUCAGCUCCCGACGAGGACGGAGAGAUGAACAACAUCCAGAUCGCCGUCGCCCGCAUCCACACGGGGUUCGCCUGGCUGACGAGGAACGUCUCCGACCUAUUCAACGGAAACCUGAAGAAGAGACGUCUCAUGACUAAAGACGUUCAGAUUUCUGUGAACCUGACACCCGUAGCCAAUCACGUGGAGAGUAACGGCGGGGUGGGGGUGGGGGUGGUGGGGCCGAUCGGACGCUACGGAGAAAAGGUCCCGGACGACGACAGCUACAUGACCAACCCCAACCUGACCAUCAGCGUGCCCAUCGCUCCAGGGGAGUCGGACGUGGAGUUCCCUGAGGAAGGAGAGGUGGAGGAGGAGACAGAGUCGUCAGAGGACGAGGACAACAAAGCGGAAAAAGUGAGCCUAUCAGAAGGCAGCACGGUGGACUUGCGGAAGCCAGGGGAAGAAGAGGAUGACUUCUCUGAGACGGCUGACGAUGUCAUGGAGCCAGAUGAAUGUUUCCCUGAAUUCUGUGUUCGCCACUGUAAGUGCUGUGAGAUCAACACGACUCGGGGCCUGGGUCAGGCCUGGUGGAGACUGAGGAAGACCUGUUACCAGAUUGUUGAACACAGCUGGUUCGAGACUUUUAUUAUCUUCAUGAUCCUGCUGAGCAGCGGUGCUCUGGCAUUUGAGGACAUCUACAUUGAGAAAAGGAAAGUAGUGAAGGUUAUCUUGGAGUACGCUGAUAAGGUCUUCUCCUACAUAUUCGUCCUAGAGAUGUUCCUCAAAUGGAUUGCCUACGGCUUCAAGAAGUACUUCACCAACGCUUGGUGUUGGCUGGACUUCCUCAUUGUCGAUGUGUCGUUGGUGAGCCUGGUAGCUAACUCUCUGGGCUACUCUGACUUUGCUGCCAUCAAAUCACUGAGGACCCUCCGAGCGCUGAGGCCCCUAAGGGCCCUGUCCAGAUUCGAGGGCAUGCGGGUGGUGGUGAACGCACUGAUUGGAGCCAUCCCAUCCAUCAUGAACGUCCUGCUGGUCUGCCUCAUCUUCUGGCUCAUCUUCAGCAUCAUGGGAGUCAACCUGUUCGCAGGGAAGUUUGGUAAAUGUGUGAACCGGACAGGGUUCAUCCAGAAUGCCUCCAUCGUCAACAACAAGUCAGAGUGCCUGGCCAUGAACGACACUCAGUUUUAUUGGACUAAAGUCAAGGUCAACUUCGACAACGUGGGACUAGGAUACCUCUCACUGCUGCAAGUGGCCACGUUUAAAGGAUGGAUGGAAGUUAUGCAUGCAGCUGUUGAUUCACGUGGCGUAGAGGAGCAGCCAAUCAGGGAGAUCAACCUCUACAUGUACCUCUAUUUUGUCAUCUUCAUCAUCUUCGGAUCCUUCUUCACUCUCAACCUCUUCAUCGGAGUCAUCAUUGAUAAUUUCAACCAGCAAAAAAGAAAGAUAAGUGGACAAGACAUUUUCAUGACUGACGAGCAGAGGAAGUACUACAACGCUAUGAAGAAAAUAGGCUCUAAAAAGCCCGAAAAGCCUAUACCAAGACCUACGAAUAUACUCCAAGGCUUCUUAUUUGACCUGGUAUCCAAGCAAGCCUUUGACAUCAUCAUUAUGAUGCUGAUCAUCGUCAACAUGGUGACCAUGAUGGUGGAGACAGACGAUCAGUCCGUACGCAUGGAGUCCAUUCUCAACAAGAUCAACCUGAUUUUCAUUGUCAUCUUCGCCACCGAAUGCCUCAUGAAGAUCGUGGCACUUCGCUGCUAUUUCUUCACCGUGGGAUGGAACAUCUUUGACUUUGUGGUUAUCAUUCUCUCCAUCGUGGGUAUCGUUCUGGCUGACAUCAUCGAGAAGUACUUUGUAUCUCCGACUCUGUUCCGUGUCAUCAGACUGGCAAGGAUAGGACGCGUCCUUCGCCUGAUACGUGGAGCCAAAGGAAUAAGGACUUUACUGUUUGCCUUAAUGAUGUCCAUGCCAGCGUUGUUCAACAUCGGCCUGCUGCUCUUCCUCGUAAUGUUCAUAUACGCUAUCUUCGGAAUGGCCAACUUCGCUUACGUGAAAAAAAAGGAAGGGAUAGAUGACAUGUUCAACUUCGAGACCUUUGGGAAUAGUAUGAUCUGCCUGUUUCAGAUCAGCACGUCCGCCGGGUGGGACAACGUCCUGGAGCCCAUCAUGUCUAACUCCCCAGAGGAGUGUGAAGCCUACGUCGUCAACACCGGCACCAACGUCCGGGGAAACUGUGGCAACCCGUCUGUGGCAAUCGCCUUCUGUGUCAGCUACAUCAUCAUAUCGUUCCUCAUCGUGGUCAACAUGUACAUCGCCAUCAUCCUGGAGAACUUCAGCGUGGCCACCGAGGAGAGCACCGAGCCGCUGAGCGAGGACGACUUCGAGAUGUUCUAUGAGGUUUGGGAGAAGUUCGACGCAGAGGCCACCCAGUUCAUAGAGUUCUCCAAGCUGUCGAAUUUCGCAGACAACCUGUCGGAGCCGCUGCGCAUCGCCAAGCCUAACAAGAUCAAGCUGAUCUCUAUGGACCUGCCGAUGGUGAGCGGGGACAAGAUCCACUGCCUGGACAUCCUGUUCGCCUUCACCAAACGCGUGCUGGGCGAGUCGGGCGAGAUGGACGCCCUCAAGCAGCAGAUGGAGGAGAAGUUCAUGAUGGCCAACCCGUCCAAGAUCUCCCACGAACCAAUCACAACGACCCUACGCCGCAAGCAGGAAGACGUGUCUGCCAUCAUCAUCCAGCGCUGUUACAGACGCCACCUGGUGAAACGGCAGAUGAAGCAGGCCUCAUUCCUUUACAGACAGAUGAACCUUCAGACCAACCUGAACUUGCAGGAGCACAUAGUGGUGGACAUAGAGAGGGCCCCGGAGACGGAGGGCCUCAUCGCCGCCAUGAUAAAGGAACACUACGGCCCCGAGGGGCCCGUCGAGGAGGAGGAGGAGGAGGAGCUGGUAGAGGUCAUGGGGGUCAUGGAAGGGACUCUGUCCUCCUCACCGCCAUCUUACGACAGUGUGACCCGGCCGGGGGUGGCUAGUGACGUUGGUCAGAUAGAACGGCUAGAAAGGCCGAGAGACUUAGUGUUAGAACUCAGGGAGCCUAGCCCCUCACAAACAUAUAGGGAACCUAGCACCUCACAAACAUAUAGGGAACCUAGCACCUCACAAACAUAUAGGGAACUUAGCCCCUCACAAACAUUUGAAGAGACAUUUCUUUGAGAUAUUGUUUUCAGGAAACGUGUUUUUUGUUGUUUUGUUUACAACAUGUACAGUAUCAUAACUCGGAACAACUCUCUUGGUACAAGAUGAACAUUUUUAUAGCAGAAAAUACCCAGGAAUUUCAUGGUAAAAUGCAAAUAUUGCUUUUCUAUUGUUUAUAAAAGACCCUUUGUCAAUCAAACAAUCAUAUGAUAUGUGUAUUAAUAAUGUUUAGAAACCCAGGCACCACUUUGAAGAUGGCGAUUCCACUAAAAUGUAUAAAAGAUACUUAUAAACAAAUGUGUGAUUUCAUAUAUUCUGUCACAAUGGUUAACCAGUAAGUGUAAAUGACAAUCAAUCAGCUCUGAAUAACAUUUUGAAGUUGGAUUGUUUUGAUUUACGGAUGAAUAGAGAUAAAUGUGGACUGUUAAGAUCUUGGUUCUCGUUUUGAUUACAGACGAUGGACUCUUAUCUUUAUUAUCAAAAAAUGGCAGAUUUGCUAAAAUUAUAUUUAUGAAAAAGUAUAUUUAAGUAUAUUUUCUUAUUAAUGGAUAUUUCAGGACAAAUAUUAUUGUUAUUUUCUAACCAAUGAGUUAAUAUGGUAAAGACCACAUUAUUUGAUCAGAAGUGUAUAGUUUAUAUGUAUAUAUUAUGCACUAAAUUUAUUUUAUUGCAUGAUCAGUAUAUUAAAACCCCCAUGGUGAAGGGUUGUGUAUAGUACUAACUGCAGCAUAAUGUGCCUGAUAAUGGUUGUCUGUCAUCUGCACACUCAGUUCCCUUUGAAACCAUUUAAUUUGACCUGUGGAAGUAGACGGGAGUAGAAAUAUACAUGACAAACAUGUGUUAUAUUGACCUACGUAAAGAGUUAUGGGGGGGGCGUUCAUGUCAAACAUUUAUAUCUAACUUUUAUAAUGUAUUUAUAUUGUAAGGUCAUCUCCAUGACAGUCCAUACGUAUAUAGGGAUAAUAGCCAGAGCAAUCAAAUGAUGUGUAUACAACUGUAUUCAUUCUUUUUACAUGAAAGAUGAUAAGAUACUUCCUUGAAAACCUUUUUUCCGUAUUAAUUUUAAGUAGGU